Blepharisma stoltei is the source of this 417-nucleotide messenger RNA. NCBI's taxonomy places the organism in Eukaryota, Ciliophora, Heterotrichea, Heterotrichida, Blepharismidae. The record is from the annotation of a GenBank genome assembly.
AUGAAGCCUUUUAUUUCAAUAGUUUUUUCUUUACUUCUAUUUCCAAGGUUUGCAGUAUCAGAUUCAAACCAAGACAAAUAUAACAAUUGCGUAGUAAACUGUAAAGUGACAUGGUCAAUGCUUCCAUACGCAGAAACUGAAUAUCAUAUCGAAAAAUGCAUCAAAGAUGAAUGCGACCCUCUGCUUCAACCUGUAUUAAUCACAAAAGACAGUCAGAUCUUAGCUAACGAUCUAAGCUUGUCAGGACAAAAAAUAAUGACUGAAGCUUAUUUUUAUUCAAUAUUACCAUUCUCAAUCAUAUUUGUAUUUUUAUUUUGCAUCAUUUGCAAUUUUUUCUAUAAGAAAAUAAAAUUAGCUCAAAACCAAAUAUCUACUGAUGAGGAGUUCCAAACCCCUUAUUUUAUUUUACAAAUCUAA